Molecule: messenger RNA, 3910 nt
Organism: Physcomitrium patens
Lineage: Eukaryota; Viridiplantae; Streptophyta; Bryopsida; Funariales; Funariaceae
Product: mitogen-activated protein kinase kinase kinase NPK1
Biological process (GO): protein phosphorylation
Molecular function (GO): ATP binding; protein kinase activity
Source: RefSeq, a predicted model, not a curated record
UUUUGGCUCGGUUGGUGUGUCGGAGAAGGAUGUCCUUCUGCCUCCUUGCUGACGUUGCUGGGCCCUGCGAUAUUUGCAGGAGCAUAUGGGCGAGUGUACAUGGGCUUGAACCUGGACUCUGGCGAGCUGAUUGCAGUGAAGCAGAUGUGCAUUGCACAUAAUAACGCCACCAAAGGUAGGGCUCAGUCCCACACUCGCGAGCUGGAGGAAGAGGUGAAGCUUCUUCAGAAUCUGUCCCAUCCCAGCAUUGUGCGUUAUCUGGGGACUGCGAGGGAGGAGGAAGCUCUGAACAUUUUCCUUGAAUUCGUUCCUGGAGGAUCGAUUGCCUCUCUCCUGGGAAAAUUCGGUUCCUUCACGGAGACGGUCAUGCGGAUGUAUACUAGGCAGCUGCUCCUGGGAUUGGAAUACCUCUACAAUAACCAUAUCAUGCACCAGGACAUCAAGGGUGGGAACAUUCUGGUGGACAACAAAGGGUGCAUCAAGCUUGCUGAUUUCGGUGCGUCUAAGAAAGUCGUUGAGCUCGCUACCAUCUCCGAAGCUAAAUCGAUGAAAGGAACCCCUUACUGGAUGGCUCCCGAGGUCAUUCGGCAGCCUGGCCACAACUGGCAGGCCGACAUGUGGAGCGUCGGGUGCACCGUCAUAGAGAUGGCGACUUGCAAGCCUCCCUGGAGUCAGCAGUUUCAGGAGGUAGCAGCGCUGUUUCAUAUAGGAACUACCAAGUCUCACCCUCCCAUUCCCGACCACUUGUCUGCGGAUGGGAAAGACUUUCUGUUGAAACUUUUGCAAAUGGAGCUUCGGUUGAGGCCGAGCGCUGCAGAGAUGUUGAAGCAUCGGUUUGUACAGAGCUAUGAGGUAUGUAGCGGUCGGGAGGGUGGCGAGGGCGGUCGAGUGUCGGAAGGGGAUGUGCGGCCGACAAAUAGCGGGUGCAGCGUGAGAACGCCAAUGUCUUUCCUGGAUUCCUUGAAAGGUUCACUUCGGCAGGGUGGUGUGGAAUUGUGGGAUUCGGGUGGUGAGUCUGUGAAGGAGCCCGCGUUUUCCUUCAAGGAUCCUCAAGCGUCGUUCGAAAGGUACUUGAACACGGACAGUGCUGAGAUCGCUCACGCCGAGGAUCUGAAUUGUUCUAUGCGUUUGGACUCUGUACGGAUGGAUUCUCUGGGGUUAGGUUCUGUGAGAGACUCUGUCAGGUUGGCUUCCUUGAGGGACUCCGUGAGGUUGGAUAUGUCGGAUUGUUUGCAAACUUGUCGUUCCGGGCAAGUUUUGCCUCGUGGAACCAUGUGCGUAAGAGCCGCUCUGUGCAAACUGGGACCUUUCGGUGAGGUCCUGGAGAUUGAGGAAAUCAAGUGCAUUCAACCUAUUGUGGAAGUAAUCACGGCCGAAUCCUGCGAGCAUCGGAAGGCGGAUUGUUUGUUGAGCAAUCUUGAAAGGUAUCCUGGAGGGCCUGGGUGGUUUCGCUGGUUAGUUGGAUAUGUUGUGAACGUAAAGUUAGAGCGUUAGGAGGAGACACGCCCUGUCUGACGCCUUACGUGACCUCCACCCUGCGAACGACGUCUUCAUUUUGUGUUGGGCAUCACCUGUGAGCGUUCGGGUGCUUGGCUCUCCUUGGUGGGUGGCGUGAUCGCUUGGAGCUGUGGUUUCGGUGGAUUAUGCGUGUGUGCUCAGCAAUGUAACGACCUCCAUCGCCAGGUUGAACUUGUACUUGAAGCUGCAACAGCAGGUCAAAAGGAUUUAAUUUGUCUUGGGAAUGUUGAUGACUUUGGGGAGUGGAAAAGGAGUGGCUGGGCAGGGGCACAAAAUUCUCAAGCAGGGCGUUUCAAGUUGUGACACUUGUUUGGGAAAACUUGAGUCCCAGACGACUAGAAGCCAGGUAAACGGGGACUUUAACAUGGUAAAAUGGCCUCAAGACAAGUCAUCCUUUUGUAGUCGCUUUAUAUCCGGUGGUGAAAAACUCUCAUGGGAAGAACUAAAUGUACAGCUUCAGCUAUCUGAUCCAUUCAAGUUCAAAGGCAGACUUUGAUUCUCUUGAGAUAAUUGCCACAUGGAUGGUGCAGAAUUAUGGGGAGGCUCGACUGCCACUACGUCUAAGGCCUCCACGACGUAGUACGCAAUUAUUUGAUUCUAGGUAAUAGUACUAUAUCUGAUCACUUGCUAGUCCAAAUAGAUCUUAUUCUACACAAUGACGGACGCAAACACGACAGUUAUAAAAUGAACAUGUGAUUUAUGGGCGAUCCAGCUGUGAUAGAAGCGACGCUCAGAAUCUGGGCAAAACCAAGACGAGCUCUCUCCACUUUCUUCACUUGACUCCACAAAUCUUUUCAAUGGUAUAAAAGCUAAUGUAAGCAAAAAGCAGAUGCAGAAAGCCAAAUAGAACAACUGGGUUGGGAGGAACUAAUCCGAGCACAGGAACGGCUACAAAGUGACCCUGCAAAUGAGGCCUUCCAAAUACAAGAAGAUAAAACUUGCAGUGCUUUGCUAGCUAUUGAAAAUUUUAAGCAAGGAAGAUGGCUCCAAGCUUGCCUGCGGUGGAAGACUACGAGUGAUUCCAUGACAAGGGAGCUCUUCUCUGUCGUCAGGGAUAAACCAGCUUGCUCCAUCAUGCUUGAACUCCGUGGCUACAACGAAGAAUAGAUUUUGGGCAACCCGACCAUUGAAGGAGAAUGUCUUGCCUAUUUCUCUGCACUCUACCAAACCAAGCAUAGAGAUGCAACCUCCCUACAAGUUGAGCGUGAGAUUUUAGAAGCCUUACCCGCAAGCGUAACGCCGCUAAUGAUGUUCUUCCUUCGCAAGGCAGCGUGUGCCCUUGCCAAAGACUGUGCUCUUGGCCCAAAUGACGUAGCAAUCGAUUAUUUCGUGGAGUACUAGGAUAUCUUUAGGGAGGACUACUCCCAUGUGGUCGACGCAGCCCUCACCAGGGGCUCCUUCUCCAAUAGCAUCAGCAAAGGCCUGAUCACUUUGCUACACAAAAGAGGAGACACGACAAUUCUUGGAAACUGGUGGAAACUGGAAACUGGUGACCCAUCAUGCUACUCAAUGUGGCAUACAAAAUAUAUGCGAAGGCACUGCAAAGACAACUCUAGGAUCACCUAGGUGGCAUUAACAAUCACGAUUAGAGAGCUUUCUUCCCAUACAGAUUCAUAUUGGACAACAUACUUCUUACACAUGAGACAUUGGCGUGAGCAAAAAAGUCUAAACAAAAUGCAAUCUUCCUCAAACUAGACUUCUCUAAGACAUACAAUCAAAUGAAUUGGAAAUUCUUACUCAUCAUCAUGGCUGAAAUGGAAUUCAUCUUAAGGAAUUCAUAAGCAUGGUUCAGCUCACCUUCACUGGGGCAGAGGCGAUGAUUCAUGUCAACAGCUAAGCUACUGCCCUCAUUCUUAUCCUUUGAGGAGUAAGCAAAGGUUGCUUCUUAGCGCUCUAUUUGUUUCUGAUAGUGAGAGGAGCCUUCAACGCCAAAGUCAGGUAUUUGUUUCUGAUAGUGAGAGGAGCCUUCAACGCCAAACUCAGGUAUUUGUUUCGGAUAGUGAGAGAGGCCUUCAACGCCAAAGUCAGGCAAGUCCAACAAGUCAAAUGGAUUUAGGGAGUAGACUUACCAAGAUCAACAGCCCAGCAACUCAUCCUGCAAUUUGCAGAAAAUACUUCCUUCACGAUAAAAGCUGAGAGGAAUUUAGUUGCCAACCUUGUUAAGAUCUUGUUCACAUUCCGCAAAGCCUUUGGCUUAGUCAUUAACUAGUCUAAAUCUGGAGUAUACUAGAUUGGCAGGAAAACCACCCCCAGCAUGAAUCCAGAUUUAUGAUUGAAUUUGGUUGGAAGGUAACUUAAUCAAGUUACCAGGCACCUUGUUUGGACUAUCCCUAACCACAUUUGACAUGGAUAAGUUUCUACUUAACAAAGUAAAGGAGAAAUUCAACUAUUA